Messenger RNA from Haemonchus placei, 318 nucleotides. Lineage: Eukaryota; Metazoa; Nematoda; Chromadorea; Rhabditida; Trichostrongylidae. The record is from the annotation of a GenBank genome assembly.
AUGAAGGAGUACCUUUUGAUACAGCUUUUCCUGCUAUUCGUAUUACAAACAUUUGGACAAAAGACAAGAAAGACACAAAAAUCUUCGGAGCUCGAUGGAUUUGGAACGUUUGGUCUUUGCGAAAAUGAUUACGGCCAGUCGUAUUAUUUCAAAGAAUAUGAAGGACAAGAAAAUCUGUGCCUGAAAAACGUGGCGAAGGUGAAGUAUAGCAACCAAAUCAAUGAGACGGGAUGGGCAUACGUAGAAGUUGAAGUUUCUCCACGAGUUACCCAACCAUACAUGCAAGGAUAUGCAGCAGGAUUUGUAGAAGGUAAUUAA